GCCUAAUACUUGCAGAGGAAUGUCUCCAGUCUCUACUGUAAGUUACACUGGUACAGUCUGUAACUUCGUGAACUCAGCCCGAAAAACAAAAAGGCUCCCUCCAAAAAAAUUCCAAACCACCAAAAACCAAAUCCCCGCCCAACCCAAAGCCGAAACCUUUCUCUUCUCUUCCGCUCUCCACUUUCCACUUACUUCCCAUUGAAGCCAACCCAGCCUCCAAUCGCCCUCGCUCGAGACCCGUCCCCUCGGAGUUCCACAUGACCGAGUCCGCAUCCUCCGAACCAGAACCGCCGUCCCCUAAGCCCCGCGCCGCCGCCGCCGGCAACGGAAUGAGGCUCGUCGUCCCUCUCCAGGGCGUCGUCCAGGGCAGGGGAGGCCUCAUCUUGGGCUCCCUCAUUCCUUGCGCUCUCUUCUACUUCUUCCAGCUCUACCUCAAGCGCCACCGCUCGCCCAAGCGGCCGCCGGCUUCCUCCUCGAACCCUCCGUCGCCAUCCGCUUCGUCUCCGAACCACGGGGAUUUGGCCCGAACCUCCUCGCGCUCCAAUUUGCUCGGCCGCGGGUCGAUCGGGCCCGUGCAAUUGUCGUCUCGUGGGAUGGCGAUUGCCAAACCCAAUGACUCGCCGUACUACGUCGGGUUGGAGAAGGUCGCUGGGGAUCCGUUUCAUCGGGUGGAUAAUCCGGAUGGGAAAAUUCAGCUUGGAUUCUCUGAGAAUACUUUGUGUUUCGAUUUGAUUGAGAGAUGGAUGAAGGAAAAUUUGAUGGACUCGCUAAUGGGUGGUGAUGGUGCUGAAUUGAGUAUCAAUGGCAUGGCCACUUACCAACCAUUUGAUGGGUUGAUGGAGCUGAAAGUGGCUAUGGCAGAUUUCAUGUCUCGGGUAAUGGGGAAAGGGGUUUCAUUUGAUCCAUCGCAAAUGGUAUUGAUGGCUGGUGCGGCUCCUGCAAUUGAAAUACUAACCUUCUGCUUGGCGGAUCUUGGAAAUGCAUUUCUCAUUCCCACCCCAUACUAUCCUGGAUUUGACAGGGAUAUCAAAUUUCGAACAGGAGUGGAGUUAAUACCGGUCCACUGCCGCAGUGCAGAUAACUUCAUGUUGACGGUCACUGCUCUUGAUCAAGCUUACAAUCAGGCAAGGAAGCGGGGCCUGAAAGUCCGAGGGAUCUUAAUUUCAAACCCUUCAAACCCCGUUGGCAAUAUACUGUCACGAGAGACGCUCUAUGAGUUACUGGACUUUGCACAGGAGAAGAAUAUCCACAUUAUAUCCGAUGAGAUAUUUGCUGGGUCUCUCUAUGGAACGACUAAGGAAUUCGUGAGCAUGGCAGAAAUUAUUGAAGCAGAAGAAUUUGAUAAGAGCAGGGUUCAUAUUAUAUAUGGGCUGUCAAAGGACCUUUCUCUCCCAGGAUUCAGGGUUGGGGUUGUCUAUUCCUACAAUGAAAAUAUCUUGGCUGCUGCAAAAAGGCUUGCUAGGUUCUCUUCCAUCUCUGCUCCAACUCAGAGGCUUUUGAUCUCAAUGCUUUCAGAUACCAAGUUUAUCGAGGAAUAUAUCGAAACCAAUAGAAGGAGGAUUCGGCGGAUGUAUGACCUAUUUGUUGGUGGUCUUGACCAGUUAGGAAUCCAGUGUGCAAAGAGCAGUGGUGGUUUAUACUGCUGGGCCAAUAUGAGCGUUCUAAUAGCUUUGUAUAGUGAGAAAGGGGAACUCGAAUUAUGGGAUAAGCUGUUGAAUGUUGGUAAAGUCAAUGUAACUCCUGGUUCAGCCUGCCAUUGUAUAGAACCUGGAUGGUUCAGGUGUUGUUUUGCAGCUCUAGCUGAAGAAGAUGUUCCACUUGUCAUGGAACGGAUUGGGAAAGUUGCUGAAAUGUGUAAAUCUGGACAAUGAAAUAGGAUAUUUUGCCUCAUACUACUCAUUUUGAGGUUUCUUCUGCUCUUUAUGGGACCCAACCUUCAAGAUCUUUCGUAGAUUCAUCCAAGGGAAUAAUAGAUAGAAGUUUACAACAAAUUCGUACUUGGAAUAACAGGACUUAUGACUUGCAUCAAGAAGCAGUAUACUCCUGAAGGUUGUACUUUUUUCUUUGCAUGCUUUGACAGGAAUUGGAAACUCACUAGCAGUAUGAAAUAUGGAAACCGAAACUUAAAAGGAGAUUCCUUGAGUAAGUCCCCAUGGAGAACUGAAUGCAGGCUUCUCAGGAGCACCGGUUCAAAAGACGCAGCAUUUGAAAGGUUGCCCCUUGAUGAGUUCCUGCACCAAAAUUGUUAUGUCAGGCAAGUGCACUAGUUCUUUUCAAUUCCUAGACUAACUUAAUACAUCUUAAUAUUUGCUUGUUGUAGCAAGAGAAUUGGUAUAUAUAUGAUAAUGGAAAUGGAAGCAAGCUGAAGAGAUUUACUUACCAUUGAUGGAUUCUGUAGCCUCAUUUGAGCUGCUUUCCUCUGAACACUCCUCCUUCUGCUCAUCAUUAUCAGUUCUCCAAGUGUUGGCGGCUUCCUUAUUACAAGUGCCCCAUCACUACUUCCUUGAUCUACCAAAUCUCUGCCGGUGAGCUCCAGCAGUGGAGUGGAAGAGCCGUUCUUCGGAUCUGUAUCCUCCUCACGAGACCCAGAAGCUGCUUUAUAUAAUGGAAACAAACAUUCCAAGAACGAAGAUCCCACAAGGCUUGAUCUCCCAGUUGCAUAGCUACUGGUGCUGCUGUCGCUUUCAUAAUCUGGCGAUGCUAGUGUUUCCCACUGCUCAUCCAUCGAGAAAGCGCUGUCGAUGACUGGAACAGCAGCAGAAACUGCCGCUGAUGACAUCAGGCAAUUCCCCAACAGAGAUGGCGGUGAUCUCAGGUACCAGUCAUCAUCAACAUCCCUAGUUUCUGCUUCUGAGUACAUCAGAGCUGGUGGUAAAGGAAGCACCUUUACUUGCGAAGCAAGGUUCCCCUCAUCGACUGAUGAUGGCUGUGAGAAACGGGACAGUGGAGUUCCGGGCCUUUCUUCCCAUUUAAAGGGAACCGAAGCAACGAGCUUGACUGGCGGCAAUGAUGGAAGUGGUGUGACCUCAGGAGGAGCAACUUCAGGCUUCCAGUCCUUCUUGGUUAUUCCUGGCCUAUCUUCCCAGAGAAAUGGAACUGAUGGUGGCUCCCUGAUACGCCUUCUCUUCGAAUGCCCUAUGGCCUCUUUCGAUUCCAUUUUCGGAGUGUAAUGGGAGCCCAAUUCAUUGUGGUCUAGAAAUAUUUCUUCUUCUUUCAGCUUUAUAGAGUCACCAUUAGUGGGUUAGGCACGCUUCCAAAUUUACUGAAUGAGUGCUUGUUUAACUGAACCACCUCUCUGGUUCUGAGUUUUAGCUUACCUGCUUUCUUUGUGAAGUUGGUG
Messenger RNA from Linum tenue, 3340 nucleotides. The record is from the annotation of a GenBank genome assembly. Lineage: Eukaryota; Viridiplantae; Streptophyta; Magnoliopsida; Malpighiales; Linaceae.